Triplophysa dalaica is the source of this 4477-nucleotide messenger RNA. It is a transcript of the gene wipf2b, whose product is annotated as WAS/WASL interacting protein family, member 2b. The transcript has 7 exons. Gene Ontology annotation, molecular function: actin binding. The record is from RefSeq and is a predicted model, not a curated record. Lineage: Eukaryota; Metazoa; Chordata; Actinopteri; Cypriniformes; Nemacheilidae. Bases 1124 to 2569 code for a protein of 481 amino acids.
GGGCCGGAUGCGGGAGCGAAUCAAGGGUAUAGAUGCGCGAGGGCAUGUAAAUGAUGCCAGUUUGCGAAAUCGUCGGACGCUGCGGAGAAAAGUAGGAUAAACAUUGCUCUGAUUCAUAUGAUAAACUUGUCGAAUUAAGUUAUCUCGAACGACGGAACAUUUAUUCACAAACAGUCGAUAAGUGCGGCGGGAAAUGUCCUGACGUGACAGGAGCACCUGCCAAGCGCAAGGCCAAGCUAAGCUAAUGCUGCGCUAAUUCACAAUCAAAUACAUGUCAGAAUAAAUGAAUUAAAGGUUUCUAUGUUCUGACACGAUCGACAUUUGAUUCUUGAGCAGUGUAUCAUGUUCAAAAAAGCUGAAUGGUGUAUUCGGGCAAAAUGUUAUGCGAUAUAUUUACGUUAGUGUAUAAUGCAGGCCGAGUUGUUUACACUUACCAUCAUUUCCACUGCUAUCACAGUUAUUUACAUUAGUUUAAAGCUUUGGGUAAAUAUGACAUACGUUUUGCUUUGCUAGAGAUUCCUUCCGAAAUGCAUUGAGAUUUUACAGCAUUAACUACAGUAGCUCUGGUUUCUAAGAUGCAUUUAAUAAGGAGACACACUUGUGUUUGUUAAGAAGAGUAAAAUUGGAGGAUAGUAUAAUGUUGCACAUUGUGCUGUAGUUAUGAAUCAAUAAGUACAUGAAGACAGGCUGGCUUGGUAUAUGUGUCGGUACAUUAUGCGUCGUGGUAUUAUGUGUUGUUUGCAAAGGCUUGUGAAAUGUUUUUAUUGAAUGAAGAUCAAAAAGCUUUUGUUGGCAAGCAGAUUUAAAAUGUUUUAUAAAAGAACAAAAUCAGUUAAAGAACAAAUCGAGCUUGUUGUAAAGAACAGUAUUCUGGCUGAUUGUGGCACUUUCAUUUAAAGGGAGGUUAGCAUUUAAAAAAAUAAAACACUAUAAUUUACACUUGAGUGAUGAUGCAUUGCAACAGACUGAAUCUCAACUCAAUGUUCAGCUCAACUGAUGGAGUGUUGCUAGCUAAGCCAAAAAGAACACAUCCUGAUUCAAAAUAUACACCUUAUAAUGGCACAUUCACAAAUGUUAACCUGAGACUUUAUGCAGUCAUGCGUAUCACAGGUUUAUUGUGAUAAUGGUACUUAACUUAUGUAUAUGUUCAAAUAGGUUAAUAAGCUGUCAUGUGUUUAUACUUUCAAUAGUUGUCUGUCUUCAUGAAAUUUUAAGAGUGACACACACUCGGCUCCAAACACCGGACACGGAUCCAGGAUGCCCAUUCCUCCCCCUCCCCCCCCCACCCCCAGGUGGACCCCCUCCUCCUCUCACCUUUAACCAGACCAACACGACGGCUCUUAAAUUUACUCGAGAAGCCAAGGGCAGGGGGGCGUUGCUCUCUGAUAUCUGCAAAGGGUCAAAGUUGAAGAAAGUUGGUGUUGUCAAUGAUAGGAGUGCACCUUUAAUUGAAAAUCCAAAAGGAAGUGGAGUCACGUCAGGAGGAACGUCUGCAUCCGUCCAGCCCGUAGGGGGGCUGUUUCAGGGUGGUGUCCCAAAAUUGCGACCAGUGGGAGAUGGUUCUGCAGGCAGGUCUGCUUUGCAUCCUCCUGGCACACGUGCCGCUGCCCCUCGCCCGCCUGCAGGUCACGACGAUCCAGACAGCAGUUCUCAACAGGGCUCUCCUCCAGAAUCCGGCCGUUCCCAGAGACCGUCCCUGCCCGAUCUCUCCCGUUCACCCGGUGGAGGCAGCAGCCCCUCUCCAGGCAUGAAGCAUAGCUCUUCUGCGCCUCCUCCUCCGCCCCCCAUGACUCGUCGAGGAAACGCUCCACCCGCUCCACCUCAGAAGGCAGCAGCGCCCUCUUACAACCGCGAGAAGCCACUUCCGCCAACUCCUGGUCAGAGAGGACCCUCUCCGGCACCCGUGCGUGAGAACGCACCACCUCCUCCAGUAAAACCUCCUCCGUCGCCCGCGAGCAGCCGCUCUUCUUCAUCCUCCUCCCUGGCGCCACCGCCGCCUCCUUACCGCCAGCAGUCUGUGGUUUCAAACGGCCUAUCUAGUCCUGUGAACGAAGCCGCCCCUGAGCUACCACAGAGACACAACUCGCUCAACAAGAAACCUUCAGCAGGAGGACACACUCCAACACGGGGGCACGCCCCUCCACCGCCAUCCCCCACCCCACAGGCUGGCAGACCCCCGCCCCCAGCGCGAGAGCCUCCUGGACGAGGAGCAGCUCCUCCAGUUCCCGGACAGCCGUCACGGAACGGGCGGGAUGCUCCACCUCUACCACCCCCUUACCGGACACACGGCAGCACUACGGAUGGUCAGAGCCGAGGCAAGCCCCCUCCUCCCCCCUCCCGCACACCAGCCGGACCUCCGCCCCCUCCACCGCCCAUUCGCAAUGGACACACCUCCAUUUCCCGUUCCUUCGUAGAUGAUUUUGAGUCCAAGUAUUCUUUUCAUCCUCUGGACGACUUCCCUCCUCCAGAAGAAUUUAGAAACUUCACUAAGGUCUACCCGAGCAAAGCCAACAGAGGCGAGUCUAGAGUAAUGAGAGGAGCCCCUCCCUUACCGCCUGUGGGGAGGUAAACACUGUGACCGGUCGCAUGGGCUGCAUCAGCGACGAGAGUUCUUCAUUCAGACCCAUAAGUUCAUAGACAAUCUCACAUGCACAUGUAAAUCCUCGAAUCCUGCACCUUAUUAACUGUCAUUCUCCAUCGGUUAACAUUCCUCACCGUUGACACAAGCUCCACGCUCCAUUUCCAUUCUAUGAUUGUGUGGAAUGGAGUGUUUUUAGGUACCUGUUUUCUGCACAACAGACUAUAUGCAUUUUGAGAUCUUGCUGAUAGUCAUGCUGUCAAAGCCUGUAUGGUGGUAAUGCAUAGCACUGGAGAAGGAAAAUGCAGAAAGCCUUCGCAAAUAUGUCUUAAUUACCAUGUUGGUCGACAUACUUAGUUUUUUCUUAUUUGCUACCCCUAUGAUGCACUGUGAAUAAGGUCAGUCACACGGAUCUGCAUGAACUGACUUUUAAAAUAUGAACUGCUGUAGAAGUUUUUGUUGUCGCCCUUCCUGGGACGCACCCCUUUUUCAGGGAACAGACAUUUCGUUUAAGUUCUCUCAGGAGGUUUAAUGGACUUCAUGACCUUCUCCAAAGGCAGAGAGCUUGAUGAACCAGUGUUAGGACGGGUCCAAAAGUGCCAAGAGAAUGCGCUCUAGCAUUUACCCAAACAGCAUGACACGGGCCGUCAGUCGAAGGCUGAUUGCCUUUAUUAAUCGUCGCUUUAAAGAUGAAUCUUGAAUUAAGCUGGUUUGGAGAUGUCAUCCAGAGAUAUGCCUCAAACUUUGUGCCGUAUCCUCACCCGCAAUGUGAAUUCUGGGUUUUGUUAUGAUGACGUAACAGGCCGCCGAGGCUUUGCCCUUUUUUUAUCCUCUGCUUUGAUGUUUGUGAGCUUACUUGUGAGCUAAAAGAGCAAACCUUGUUCAUGUUCUGCCUGUGAAUUUGUGAAUUUUUGUCUUUGGUUAGUGUUGUGAUAGAAGACUGCCACUGUGUCCUGAGGAAGAAUAACUGGAAUUUUAGGAGUGACGCAGAUGGGAGAUGAACAGUAAAAUCAGCCAUUGUGGAUUCAUGCAUGCUACUUUUUGAUACAGACCUUAAACAAAAAUAAUGGAUGUAUUUGCAUGUAUGUAAUCUUCCUAUUGUCCUGGAGCAGGAACGGGUUUAACAGGAACAGGAAACGGGAAGUUCUGAGUUGUGGCAACUACCUAGCCAGUCAUGUUUAACUGAUUGUCAUUGCACUAACUCUUAGCAUUCCACUUAGCCACAAAAGUCUAGGUUAAAGAUAAAGCUAACUCUCCAUUUCUCAUGACUGGCAUUGAUGCUUUCUAACAUAUCUACAAUUUGAGGCAGAUUUGUUCAGUGUCAUUGUUUGAUUGUUCCGGGUGUAUAUUCUGUAUAUGCUUGUUCUCAAUCCAACCACCAACAUUUGCACGUUUUAUUUUAUGAGGGGCUAUCUGUAACCAACUCUAAAUCAUGUAUAGCUAUCUGGACAAUACUGAAUCCUUUCCACUACAUUGCCCCUGUUCUUCUGCCUUACAUUUACUGAUAAACUUGUCGGUACUUACGAUUUCUAAGAAAGAAAGUGUAUUUAGAGUACAUAGAGUGAUAUGGUAGUGGUAGAUAUAAUUCUAUUUUUAAGGUGUAAAAAGCUUGUAAUAUAGUCAAAACUUUCAGGCAGCCAUGCAUAAUUUAGGCUUCGAAUGAAGUGACUAAUAACCUGAUGUUGUAUCCCUGAAAACAGGUCAAAUAUUUUCGUCCUAAAUCGCCUACUGUCUGCCAGAAGGGUUGGGUGUACAUGUCUGUAGAGAAGUAUACUGUAACUUACUCGCAUUGAGAGCGUAUUCUUGUCAUGAUCAUCAUUCCAUGCUUAACUCGAACUUGUACAUUUCACACCUGUUGGUCUUUGGAUCAACUAGUUGAAAUAAAAGCUGAUGAUAAGA